AUGACAACACGUCUUUAAGAAACGUCUCUGCUUUGUGAUCAUUUACACAUCGCGUGACCUAAUAAAGGUCUUCAUUUCACUCAUGGAACAAGUAAGGCACCCUCACCACAGCUGACAUUGGGACAUAAAAAGUGUGCGGUCCCAGAAGUGAGACCCCAAACAGGAAUUACCCAGAAAUAACUGCCCAACAGGAUACGAGAAGAACUGAUGUGUGACAGUCAUCAAGUGACAGAGAACUAACGGCAUAAUGUUACAGUUCAAAAAAAAAGGAGAGGUCAGGAAGUUUGACCCAGAGUUCAAGGGGCCCCUUCAAAACAGGGGAUGCACGGAUAUCAUAUGCUGUUUGCUCUUCCUUCUUGCCCUGGUUGGCUACUUGGGUGUGGGAAUUCUUGCCUGGUCCCAGGGUGACCCCCGGAAAAUCCUGUAUCCCACUGACAGCAGAGGGAACUUCUGUGGGCAAAAAGGAACAGAGCAGGAGGGCAAGCAUCUGCUGUUUUACUUCAAUAUUCUGGCGUGUGCCAAUCCCGUGGUGUUGGUUGAGCUCCAGUGUCCCACAACGCAGAUAUGUGUAAAGCGCUGUCCUAACAAACAUCUCACGUUGCAUGAAUCCCAGAAAAAUGAAAACGAUCGGGAAUAUUUCACAAGGUUUUGCAAGCCAGGUGUAGAAAAUUUCAAGACUAUCAGUGCAAAGAGGCCGUAUUGCCCUACUGCGAUCUUGGCCAGCAAAGUCUUUGCACGUCGCUGCAUUCCUUCCCUGUCAAGGUUAGAUGAUGGCACAAUUGUCGUGGGCAAUGAGAGCUCGGUUAAAGUUGGCAAUGAUCAAGUUUCCGCCGGCGAAGUAUACAAUGCGACCAGGAAGGCCAACAUGCGUCUUGAAGCUCGCCAGUUGGCCAUGAAAAUCUUUGAGGAUUACACUCAGUCUUGGCAGUAUAUCGUGAUCGCUCUGACGGUAGCGACGGUUAGCAGCUGGUUCUUCAUAGUUCUGCUACGCUUCCUGGCAGGCAUCAUGGUCUGGAUCAUGAUUGCCCUGGUCAUUGUAGUCAUAGCCUACGGUGCGCUACAUUGUUACCUACGGUAUCAAAGUCUGAUUGGGGACACUUCCGCUGAUGCGACCAUCCGUGAUCUGGGAAUGCAGAGUGACAUCACGAUCUACCUUGAGAUCCGACAAACUUGGCUCAUAUUCACAAUCACCCUCGUCGUUGUGGAGUUCCUCGUCCUCGUGACUCUCAUCUUCCUUCGGAAGAGGAUCUUGAUCGCCGUCUGCCUCAUCAAAGAGUCCAGCAGGGCACUUGGACAUGUGACAUCAUCAUUAUUCUACCCAUUGUUGACUUCUUUCCUCCUGGCAGUGGUGAUAGCUUACUGGGCGGUCACUGCAGUAUAUCUCGCUACAUCUAAUGCUGAAGUGUACCACGUAUUAGCCAAUGAGACUUGUCCACACCGUUUUCACAAAUGCGAUCCCAAGACAUUCGCCACAUCUGAUGUGAGGCGAGAGUGUUCUGAAGCGGAGUGUAAUUUUGCCUACUACGGUGGGGACACCCUGUACCACAAAUACCUCAUCGUGUUCCAGUUUUACAACGUCUUCCUCUUCUUCUGGUGUUGCAACUUUGUGACGGCCUUGGGACAGGUCACUCUGGCUGGGGCCUUUGCCUCAUAUUACUGGGCCUUUAAGAAGCCCGACGAUAUGCCCCCCAACCCUGUCUUGUCGUCUCUGGCACGAACUCUCAAAUAUCACACAGGCUCAGUGGCAUUUGGCUCAUUGAUCCUGUCGGUGAUCCAGAUCAUCAGGGUUCUUUUGGAGUACCUUGAUCAAAAGCUGCAAGGUGCCAGAAACAAGUAUACUCAAUUUUUGCUGAAGUGCAUGAAGUGUUUCUUCUGGUGUCUGGAGACAUGCAUCAAGUUCCUCAACAGAAAUGCUUACAUUAUGAUUGCCAUCUAUGGGAAAAGUUUCUGUACGUCAGCUCAAGAUGCCUUCAUGCUUCUGUUGAGGAACAUUGUCAGGGUGGCUGUCUUGGACAAAGUGACUGACUUCCUGUUGCUCCUUGGGAAACUGCUCAUUGUUGGAGUUAUUGGAAUCAUAUCUUUCUUCUUUUUUACUGGAAGAACGGAUUCUCCUCAGUACUCCCCUCCUAAUUUGAACUACUACUGGGUGCCAAUAAUGACAAAUAUAAUUGGAUCCUACUUCAUUGCCCAUGGCUUCUUCAGUGUGUACUCCAUGUGCGUUGACACACUCUUCCUCUGCUUCUGUGAGGACUUGGAAAGAAACGACGGCACCCCUGGAAGGCCUUACUACAUGUCCCCCGAGCUGCGUGAUCUCAUCGGUUUAGGGAAGAGGUCUGAGGGAGACGGAGACGAUGCAAACCAAGCAGGUGCGGGGGAAGAGGAAGCUGCUCAAGUGGAAGAAGGCCAGGUUGAACUGAAACUGGAGUCACCAGUCUCUCACUGGUAUGUGGACGACGAACCUCGGCAAGCGGAUUAUGAAGAAUUGACGGAGAAGAAGGCGCGACGGUACGAGACACAGGCGCAAGCGUACAAGACCGAGAACCAAACACAGGAGACCAAGGGGCAAGCAGUCAGUAAAAAAGGCGCGUUGGAAGAGGAGCAAGCCGGGACGGCAGUGGUAAUGAGGCCGCAGCAGCAGUUGCGGUCGGAGGCACCUCCGAAUGUGGAGACGAAUGAGGAGAAUCGUCGGAGAGCUGAAGAAUCCAAGUGAACAGAGGAGGAGCAUGAAAGAACCUCAAUAAUUACAAUGUUGUGGCUCUAAAAAUAAAUGUACAGCAAGAUUUGGUGACCCGGAGGAGGUUGCUGCUCAAA
Molecule: messenger RNA, 2811 nt
Organism: Hippocampus comes (tiger tail seahorse)
Lineage: Eukaryota; Metazoa; Chordata; Actinopteri; Syngnathiformes; Syngnathidae
Product: choline transporter-like protein 2
Exons: 22
Coding region: 248-2710 (820 amino acids)
Biological process (GO): transmembrane transport
Cellular component (GO): membrane
Molecular function (GO): transmembrane transporter activity
Source: RefSeq, a predicted model, not a curated record